Molecule: messenger RNA, 1965 nt
Organism: Adineta ricciae
Lineage: Eukaryota; Metazoa; Rotifera; Eurotatoria; Adinetida; Adinetidae
Source: the annotation of a GenBank genome assembly
AUGGCGACUAACUCGAAAACGCGUCCUAACUCUUUGACAUCAUCAAAUGCAUUUUCUUCUCCUCGAAAAUCGGCAAAUGACGUAGAUGAUCUUUCUCUCGAUAGCAAUUCUAGCAACAGCAGUAUCUCGUUACCAUCUUCUAUUACGGUGACACCUCGACCGACCGUGAAAGCUAAGCGUAGUUUGGUUUGGCGAUAUUUCCGAACGAUUAAUGAGAAAUCGUUCGAUGUCGAAUGUAUUUUAUGCUCAACAAAAGUUCCUCGGAAAUCGACGUCAACUUCAAAUAUGCUGCAUCAUGUGCAAACCCGUCACGAAAACGAAUAUCAAGUGGUGAACAAGGCGAUGCGAUCAAAAGCUGCCGAUGCGCCACAACGAUUGCCAUUAUCUAGUGAACGAUCAGCUCACUUAACUCGAUUAGCUGCGAAUUUAAUUAUCUCAACUCUGCUGCCUUUGUCUUUGGUAGAAAAUCCACAAUUACAACUGAUCUUUCAAGAAGCUGAACCUUCUUACAUUUUGCCAAAGAGAAAAUAUUUUAUUGGCAAUGUUUUAAAUCAAAUGUACGAUGAAACUCGAAAUAGAGUUCAGAAUGAACUUAACUGUGCGAUCAGUGUUUGCCUGACAACAGAUAUCUGGACGUCUCAGUCAAAUGAAGCUUACAUGACUGUUACUGUUCACUUCAUCGAUACAUCAAACAGCAAGUUGAAGUCGUUUGUUCUGGAAACCACAGAAUUCUCAGGAAAUCACACAGCUCAACGAAUAGUUGAAAGACUUGAAAACAUAUGCAUCGAUUGGUCGAUUCUUGAUAAAGUUGUUUGCCUUGUCUCAGACACGUGUAAUGUUAUGAGAAAAGUGGGAAAUGAUUUUGCCAAAGGAUGGUUUGGAUGCACAGAUCAUCUUCUCAAUUUAUGCGUCAAUGACGUGAUUCGAAAAAGAGACGAUGUGAAAAACGUCUUGUCGACAGUUCGACACAUUGUUUCCUUUGUACGCAACAGUCAUCUAGCUUAUGAAACACUCAAUAAAUAUCAACGAUCGUUAGGUGUAAAUGAACGUCAUUUGAUUUACGAUGUAUCGACCAGAUGGAACAGCACAUAUUAUAUGCUUCAACGAUUCAUCGAUGAGAAACUCUCAAUUUCAGCUUGUCUGAAUGAAAAAGCGUUCCAGAAAAAUUUAAGUACAGCAAAAAUCUCAAGAAAUAUCGAUUGGGAUUUACAAGAACAAUUGAUGAUAGUUCUUGAACCGUUCGAAGCCGCUACGCGAAAAUUAUCAGUGGAAUUCUGCCCCAGUAUUUCACUCGUUCUACCAGUUAUCACAACUCUAAUCACAAGUCUCGAGAAUCGGACCAGUGAUUCUUUAAUAAUCAAACAAAUCAAGAAUACUUUACGGUGUUCCAUUGAAGAACGGUUUGAAAAAUUGUUCGAAGACAAAAACGUGCUGUUAGCCACAGUGCUCGAUCCUCGUUGGAAAAAUUUUAGUUUCUUACAAAGCUCAUCUUAUCAACAGCACGUCGACACUCACACUUGCUUGACAAAAAUGUCUGCGUUUGACGCUAAACUUUUGUCAUACAUUUAUCUGCAUGAUGAAUAUGUUGCCGAUCUGGCAUCACAUCCGAAAUCAUCUGAUUGGGAUGGUGAAACAGACACAUCCUUCCAAAAUAAUUCAGAUUUCUUCGAUUUGAUGGUGAUCAAUCAACAACCUACGUCUAAUAGCAAUUCUGAUCCGGAGUUCGUUACAUAUGAAAACGAGAGAGAAAUCGGUCGCAACGAAAACCCACUUGAAUGGUGGCGUCUAAACAGAUCAAAAUAUCCACGAAUAACAAAAAUGGCAUACAAAUAUUUGUGUAUAGCAGCGACCAGUGCGCCAUCAGAACGAAUGUUUUCUUCGUCUGGACAUCUGACUUCUGACAAACGAUCCAGACUGACGCCGGACAAUGCAAAUCUUUUGUUAUUUUUGAACAAAAAUAGCUAA